AUGCCUGGAACAGAAUUCAGAUUGAAAUCAUCUAAUGAAAUGUAUUAUGAUCAAUAUCAUCAACUGUUAAAUGUUGAAAGAGAAUUGCCAGAAAAUUCAAAUUCACAAGAAUUAUCACCAUUCAGUGACAAGACAGAUAUUGUGCCAAAUAAUGGUAACAAUAAUAGAAGUAAACGUUUUCUUCAAAAGAAUUGGUUGAAGAUAAUCUUACCAAUAUUGAUUAUUAUUUGUAUUAUAUUCCCAGCAAUAUAUUUUCUAUGUUAUAAUUUAAUUCAUUAUUUUGGUUUAUUUGAUGAACCAAAUGAAGAAGAAUAUGAAAAUGUUGUCAAUUUUUUAAAAUUAAAAUUUAAUUCAUUUUAUGCAUUUAAUAAAUAUACUACUGAUAAUCAAUUAUUCAAUAAUAAAACAUGGUUUGAACAACUUAAAAUGAAUUAUUUAUUAAGUUUAAAUUUACAUAUUCCUAAUAAAACAGAACGUUUCAAUUAUUUUCAUACAUUAUAUAAUAAUAAUAAUAUUAAUAAUAAUAAUAAUAGUAAUAGUAAUAAUGGUAAUAAUAAUAAUAAUAAUAAUAAUAAUAAUAAUAAUAAUAAUAAUAAUAAUGGUGAAUUAACUCCAUUAGAAAGAUAUGGCAUUGUAAUUAUCUUAUUUGGUUCAUUAAAAAUUCCUAAAAUUAAAGAAUAUUAUAUUGGUCCAUUAAAUAAACCAAAAAUAAUUAAACUUUUAAAUAUAUAUCCAUAUUAUAAAAGACCAUUAUUGAAUAUUGAAUAUAAAAUUUUAUUAGAUUAUUUAACAAUAAAAAUAAAUCGUAUAAAUAUGAUUAUUGAAGAAACUUAUUCAGCAAGUUAUUUUAUGAAUAAACCAUUAAAUCAUUAUUGGUUAUAUAAAUAUAAUCAAUUCAAUAAUACAAAUUCAUUAUGUCAACAAUUAAUUUAUAAUAAUAAUAAUAAUAAUAAUAUUAAAGGAAGACCAAAUUGUUUAAUACCAAUAUUUGCUUCACCAUUGAUUACAUCUGAAGCACCAGAAAGACGUCGUAUAUGGAUAAGAUUAUGCAGAGAAGUUAUUCCAUUUAUACAAUAUCCUGUAGAUAUUCAAUUUCAUAUUGAUCAAACAUCAUUGGAUCCAGAUGAAUGGGAUUUAUUGGGUAUUUGGUUUCAAGGUCAUAUGUUCACAUCAAUUGAAGAACUUUUAAGUAAAUAUCAUUCUGGUGAACUUAAAGUGAUCAAACAUCAGUUUGUAGAUAUGUAUCAUAAUCAAUUAAAACCGGGUCCCAGUCAACAAUCCACAACACAUAACAAUCGAUUCAUGAAAAGUAAUUCUCAAACAACUAAUCGUAAAGACAAUUUAAUUCACGUAAGGAAUCGUCGAAUCCAAUAUGACAGAUGGGAUUUUCAUGUAACUGUUAGAAGAGAUACAGGACUUAGAGUGUUUAAUGUAUACUUUGCAAAUGUUAGCUUAAUAUCUGAAGCUGGUUUAGAGGAAACAGUAACAUCAUACUGGGGUAAAUCCCCAUUUAUGCAAGCAAUGACAUCAUUAGAAUCAAUGUUUGGAAUAGGCGGUAUGACUUCAGAAUUAAGUCCAGGUUUAGAUUGUCCAAAAGAUGCUAUUUAUCUACCAGUAAGAUUAAUUGAUUCAGGUGAAACUGGUCCUAAAUUUAUAAAAAAUGGUAUUUGUUUAUUUGAAUAUAAAACUAAUCCAUAUAAUGGUCCAAUUAGACGACAUUUUGAAUUUCAUAUUAAUGAUUAUUUUGGUAAUAAAAAUAAAACAAAAUAUACAAAUUUUGGUCAUGGUAUAACAAGUUAUUCAUUAAUUGUACGUACAAUAUCAACAUUAUUUAAUUAUGAUUAUAUAUUUGAUAUAAUUUUUUAUUCAUCUGGUAUAAUUGAAUUUUCAGUAACACCAACUGGUUAUAUUCAUGUUGAUAUAGAAUUAAAUUCAUAUUAUCAAUAUAAUAUAAAAUAUGGUUUUCCAACUAUUAUUAAUCCAAUUUAUAUGGUUAUACAUCAUCAUUUAUUUCAUUAUAAAAUUGAUAUAGAUAUUGUAAAUAGAAAAAAUUUUAUGAAAAUAAUUCAAAUACAUGGAUCAUUAACAGAAAAUCAAAUGAAUAUUGAUCAUUUAAAACAAUUAAAUCAUUCAUUAAAUCAUUCAGAUUUAUUAUGGUUAUCUAUUGAUAUACCUAAAACUGAAAUGGAAGCAAGAUUUUUAACAAAAUUUGAAUUACCUAAACAAUAUUUAAUUUGUUCAACAAAUUUCAAUAUAAAUAAUUUAAAUGAAAUAAAUCAAUAUUAUAAAAAUGAUAAAUGUUUAUUGAUUAUUAAUAAAGGUCAAAUUAAAACAAUUUUUAGUGAUAAAUAUACAAAAUCUUUUGCUUGGUCCAGACAUCAACUUUAUGUUACUCAACAACAUGAUAAUGAAUCAUUUGCAUCAUCAAUAUUCAAUGGAGUUGAUUUAAAUUCACCAGUUGUUGAUUUUACAAAAUUCAGUUCAAAUAAUGAGUCAAUAUUCAAUGAAGAUCUUGUUUUGUGGUUAACUGUUGGUAAUUAUCAUUUGCCAAGACAUGAAGAUCUACCAAAUACAGCUACUAGUGGUGGACCAUUAUCCAUAUUUAUAAUGCCACACAAUUUAUUCACUUAUAGUCCAGAUGCUUUCGGUUGUAAUCGAUUUUAUACUGAAUCGUUAAAUGAGUGGAUAACAGGACCACAAAUGAAAGAAGAAUGUCAAAUGGAACCAAUUCCAAUGUUAUAAUAUUUCAAAUGAUUAGCGCAUUAUUUUAUCUCAAAUAAAUGUCAUUCUAAAAAAAAAACAGUUUCACUUGUAACAUUUGUAAAUAUAUAUUACAUAACAAUUAAGUAACUAAAUUCAAUACUUAUCAGAUAUAUUCCCAUGAAUUAUUUAGUAUAUAAUACAUUACAUUAGACCAUACAUU
Molecule: messenger RNA, 2923 nt
Organism: Schistosoma margrebowiei
Lineage: Eukaryota; Metazoa; Platyhelminthes; Trematoda; Strigeidida; Schistosomatidae
Source: the annotation of a GenBank genome assembly